Meloidogyne enterolobii is the source of this 2304-nucleotide messenger RNA. NCBI's taxonomy places the organism in Eukaryota, Metazoa, Nematoda, Chromadorea, Rhabditida, Meloidogynidae. The record is from the annotation of a GenBank genome assembly.
AUGCAUGGCAUCCGUGCCCUUAGAAGACAUAGUAUUCGGGCUGGGCGUUCAAUCUAUCGUAUCAAAGAAACCGGCUCUUCAUUGCGAAAAUAUUUGAGGGAUCCAAAACUCGUGUUUCAGUUGGCCAAAUACAUUUACAACCGAAGACAUCUAAAACACUUAAUUCCAUUGUUUUUUGUAUUUUUUUAUAUGAUCAUAGGAUCAUUAUUUUUUUAUUAUCUGGAAGCAAAUGCAGAAAUUGAAAAAAUUAUGGCAAAAAAUGACGAAUACGUGAAAGAAAGGUCGCUCUUUGUUAAAAGAAUGGAAGAGUUAGUAGUUGAUCUUGUUGCACGUGAUCGUAAUAAAAGACAGGAAUUUAUGGAAGAAGCAAUUGAUCAUUUAAGUUGGCGUCUUAGUUAUGAAUUAGCAUCUAAAAAAUCAGAAUGGUCUAUCCCAACAUCAUUGUAUUUUUCCGGCACUAUUUUCACAACAAUUGGAUAUGGAGAUGUGGCAUGUACAACUUCCAUUGGCCGGCUUGCUACAGUACUCUAUGCUUUAUUUGGAAUCCCAUUGAUGCUAACUACAUGGAAUGAGAUGGGGAAAUUCCUCUACAAAUCAAUUAAUGAAUUUAUUGUCCUUCUUGGUAAAAACUGGAUUAAAUUCAAAGAUUUUUUGCACAGUUCAUUCUACAAGAUACGCCAAAAAAUAUCUGGUUUAUGUUGUUUGAGAACAAUUAAAAAAGACAAUAUGAGGAAAUCCCGAGGAUCAAUUAGUUCAGAAGAUCGCGGGAGUAGUGAUAAUAGCUCAUUAAGACAGUUAGAACAAGUAAAGGCAGUUAGCUUCAAGUUGUCCAUGCAAAUGCUACAAGCAGCUGAUUGUAUUAAAUUACGGAAUAAUGUUCAAAAAUGCAAUGAAGGGAGUGAAAUCGACCCUAAAAAUGGUUCUGAGCAUUCAGAAAGUGUCAGUUCGAGCGAUCAGCAAUUGAGUGAAGAGAGUGUGAUGGAAGUUAAAAAUGAUAAUGAAAAACUAGAAGGAUCUCUCAAAUCCAAUGCUAGCAGUAAAAAUUCUGAUAUUACAAGCGAAUUGUCUGAAGAGGAUUUAGAUCAAAAUCCGCCUGAUGCACCAAGGAUGCACGUAUUGGUGGCCAUUGCUUGCACUUUCUCGUGGAUCUUCCUUUGUGCAGGCCUCUUUCAAUUAUGGGAGGAAUGGAGCUAUUGGGAUUCACUUUAUUUUAUGUUUAUUUCGCUGCUAACAAUUGGACUUGGAGACGUUAAUGUUCAAAGACGUGAUUUAAUGAUGUUAUGCUUCAUUUUUGUAAUGAUUGGCCUUUCUCUAGUUUCGAUGUGCAUAAUGGUUAUUCAACUUUCACUAGAAGAUUUCUACAAGAGAAUGAUUGUCAAAGUAGUGACAGACUAUCAAAUAAAAAUAGUGAGAGGUAAAAAUCAAAGGAGGUCAUCAAUGGGCAGUAUAAUUAAAAACAAUGGAAAAGGCAAAUAUCUAAUUCCUAUGAAAAAAUGUAUCUUUCAAAUGGUGCCACAGAGUACCAAGAGACAUGUUCUAGAAGAAGUCGAGGAGGAGGCUCGCGAAUCUGGCAUAAAAUUACCGCCAUCUUUGAAAAAUCAUAAUACUGUUGAUCAAAUCAUAUUUGACGACAAAAAAGAUUUUUCUGAUAUUUAUGAGGAUACGCCAGUAAUAGUAAUUAAUGGAAUUCUUAAACAAGAACCUUCAUUAAAAGAACAACAUAAAGAUACUGAAUCUCCACAAAAUUUAACGUACCACAAUAUUCAGAAGAAAUUGGAAAGUUGUACACAAACAUAUGGAGUUCAAAUUCGUGAAAGCUGUGUCCAAAUCAAACCAUCUACUGAAGUUAAAGGCGUACAAACUACUAUGUUGCAAGAGGAUUUAGCUAGACAGAAGAAGCAUAUUGACAAAGAUGAAAUAAUGACCGAUGCUGCUAUACAGACAGAUCGUUUGCGGUUGUCAUUUAAAAAGCUCCAAAUACGUUCCAGGCGAAGUGAUGCUGAAACAAUGACAACAAAAGCUUUAGGACAGAUAAUGAAUGUAAAAUCCCAAACUGAUAAGAAUCACUUCACUGGAGAUCAAGAAAUUCAGACUUGGAUACCUUUCGAGUUGGUCGACCUCUACGAAAAGGAUACACAAACAUAUAGAUUCAUGAAAAGUCAACGAAUCCAGACUCCAAAACCUUUGCUUAAUGAUGCACAAACACAAAGUCAUAACAGUGAUCUUAACGGACAGAUUUAUCCAUCAGUUUCAAUGUUGAAAAUGUUUUUAAAUCCUAUUGAUAACAAUACCGAUAUUGCAUAA